This is a messenger RNA of Paramecium primaurelia, 615 nucleotides long. The record is from the annotation of a GenBank genome assembly. NCBI's taxonomy places the organism in Eukaryota, Ciliophora, Oligohymenophorea, Peniculida, Parameciidae.
AUGGAAUAAUACAUCUUCUGUUAUCACUUGCUUCUAAUCAAUAUUUCGAUUAUCAUAAUUAAUGAAAUUUGCAAGAAUAAGAUUUAAGAUAUACUCAAUUCCAUAUUAAAAAUCCUAUUCCCAAUUAUAAUCAUAUCGAAAAUGUUUUUGAGGCAUUUAUUUCUGAAUAUAGGAAUUUUAGAAUAAAAGUACCUAUUGGAUGUAUAACUGAUAAAUGCUCAAAAAAAUAAAAGGAGAGAAUUGAUUUAAAUGUUUUUGUGGAGCAGGGGGAUAUUUAAAGAAUCUAUGAAUUUGUUUAAACUUUAACUCCAGAAUGAAGCAAUAAUGAACAAAAGGAUUAAACGAUUAAGAGUUUUCAGAAUUUUAUAAUUCGGAGCAUUUUUAUAGUUGGCAGAUGAAUAAUAUUAAGCUAUGUAGCCUUAAAUAAAAGCAGAUGAUGACAUCUCCUUUUUUAAGAGUAACUCAACUAUUUAUUUUUUGGGGGUUGAUUUGUUUUAUUACAUGAAAGAUAAAGAUAAUUUUAAAAAAUGCUCUGUGGAGAUUUUGGGUCUUUUUGGUAAUAUUGUAGCUUAACCAGAUAAAUAUGAUUAUGAAUUAUUGUAUGGGAUCCCUUGA